Messenger RNA from Canis lupus familiaris (dog), 2934 nucleotides. RefSeq names its product claudin 15 (gene CLDN15). Gene Ontology annotation, cellular component: bicellular tight junction; plasma membrane. Bases 1653 to 2384 code for a protein of 243 amino acids. Lineage: Eukaryota; Metazoa; Chordata; Mammalia; Carnivora; Canidae. Gene Ontology annotation, biological process: bicellular tight junction assembly; cell adhesion. Gene Ontology annotation, molecular function: structural molecule activity. The record is from RefSeq and is a predicted model, not a curated record. The transcript has 7 exons.
ACCUCCAAAGCUGGCAGCACCGAGACAGGGAUGAGGCCUCGAAUGGUGCUUGAAUCCCAGGAAAGAGCAGUGAGUGGAGGCGGGAGGGCAGAGUGGAGGGAACAGGCCAGGAUUUAUGUGUCCGUCUCCUUUGACCCACACAGCUGCAUCUCAGCACGUGGACUUUUCCACACCAGGGGGGCCCCCACUCCAUUUCCGCCAAAACCUCCGCCCUUCCCUCCUUUUGUCUUCCUGUGGCCCCCUCCCUGUCCCCCCCUCUAUCCUCCCCACCACCCAACUCCCACCCCUGUCCCCUUAGGGGAGGGGCUGCUGCCCAGAGGCAGGAAUAGGCAUUUGGCAUGGGGUCAUCAGAGUUCUGGAGAAAAGUUUACGAACUUAGGACAUCCCAGCUGUAGGCUCAGAGAUGGAAGGUCGGGACCCAGUCCCCACCCAGCCUGCUUGGCCCCACACCCGCCUCGUGCCAGGCUCAGCGUGGGCCUGUCUUGCUUCACUGCAUACCUCUCGUUCCACAGCCAAGCCAGCCUAGCCUGGAGGGAUUGAGGAGGCACCUGAGGGGAGCUCAGGGGAGCCUGACACCGAGAGGGGGGCCAUGGGGUGGGGGAAUACACUUGGCCAAGUGAUGUGGUGCUGCCUGGGGGUAGCCUCCGUCCCCUGUCCCUGGAGACUGAGCCCCUGCUGUGCUUGCAGGAGAGCAGAGCUGCCCUGGCUUGGCCUAGGGGUAGGAAAUGAUACUGUCCACACCGGGACAGGUGCUUAGCCUUGGCUUGGGGUGGGGACCCGAAGGUUUUGAAUCCAUCGUAAUUAAUAGAGCUGAUGACAGUUCUGAUAACCGAGCAGCUUAGAUUACCCAUAGGAUCACAUUCUGGGCUUGUGGUUUAUCCUCCUCAGUGGCCCUUGGCAGUAAGAUCAAGCUCGGUGCCGAGAGUCAAAGAUCAGCACAACAAGGGGGGAAGCAACCCACUGGUGGCCUCAGCCCAGGCCUGCAGUACCCGGACCCGGGGUGGUCACCGAGGAGGGAGCGUUUCAACUUGCAGGAGCUUUUGAUCUGGGGUCACAGGCGAGGAAGCUGGUUCUAGCUCACAGAAGCAGAAACAAUCUCAGCACAGGGCUGACUGCACGCCUGGGUCCCUGGUAAAUGGUGGGUCUGGUUUGAUUCUGGGUUGGUUGGACUCCAGGGCAGUGGGUUUCUCCCAGAUACCCUGUUCCCUUAUCCAACCAUCAUCUUCCUUGGAGGAAGGAAACCCUGGGUCUUUUGUGUUUCUUUUUUCUUUUUAGAUUUUAUUUAUUCAUGAAAGAGAGAGGCAGAGACAUAGGCAGAGGGAGAAGCUGGCUCCAUGCAGGGAGCCCGAUGUGGGACCCCAGGAUCAUGCCCUGAGCCGAAGGCAGACAGACGCUCAAUCGCUGAGCCACCCAGCUGCCUGGUGCUCUAGGCUCAUUCCUCUGCCCGGACCUUCCGGGAAGCAAAGAGCCAGAGAGAGGGCCGGGGCCAGAAACCAAGAGAUAGACCUGAAGCCCAGACUGCCGCUGGCCCCCCUUUCUCUUCAGCUUGCCUGAGCAGUCCAGCUUAGCCGAAGCUUCUCAAGUUCCCCUGGGGCUCAGCCCCUCCCCUUCUCUGGGGCCCCAGGCGCCCCCCCAGGGCCCUGCAUCCCACCAUGUCGGUGGCUGUGGAGACCUUCGGCUUCUUCAUGGCAGCCCUGGGGUUGCUGAUGCUGGGGGUGACCCUGCCAAACAGCUACUGGCGAGUGUCCACCGUGCACGGGAGCGUCAUCACCACCAACACCAUCUUCGAGAACCUCUGGUUUAGCUGUGCCACCGACUCCCUAGGAGUCUACAGCUGCCGGGAGUUUCCGUCCUUGCUGGCUCUCUCUGAUCAGAAAUGGCCUUCAUCCUGUGACUCAUGGGCCAGUGCUGCCCCCUGCUGGUUGCUUCGGGAGAAAGCUCAGUUCAGGCUGCCCAGGGCUGUGCCAGGCACCAGGGUACCUCCAGGCCUGCCGGGCGCUCAUGAUCACCGCCAUCUUCCUGGGCUUCCUGGGCCUCUUCCUAGGCAUGGUGGGGCUGCGCUGCAUAAACAUUGGGGGCAUGGAGCUCUCCAGGAAGGCCAAGCUGGCGGCCACCGCAGGGGUCCUACACAUACUGGCUGGAUUCUGCGGGAUGGUGGCCAUCUCCUGGUACGCCUUCAACAUCACCCGGGAAUUCUUCGACCCUUUGUAUCCGGGGACCAAGUACGAGCUGGGCCCCGCCCUCUACCUGGGCUGGAGCGCCUCCCUUCUCGCCAUCCUGGGCGGCGUCUGCCUCGGCUCCGGCUGCUGCCGCGCUCCCGACGCGACCCCGGCCCCCAGGCUCCCCUACGAUGCCUCCGCGGCGCGGUCCCCCGGCCUCGUUGACCGCCUGCGCCCCGCGGCCUCGGACGAAGAAGGCGACAGCACCUUUGGCAAAUACGGGAAGAACGCUUACGUGUAGGACGCCGGUGGACCCCUUUCCCUUCGCCUUGCCGGGAGCCGAGCGAGGCCGCGCUGACCGCGGCUGCGGGCCACGCCCCGACUCCGCCCCGCGCCCGGAAGCCACGCCCAGCUCCGGCCACGCCCCCUCCGCCUCCCGCCGCGGCCACGCCCCCUCCGCCUCCCGCCGCGGCCACGCCCCCUCCGCCUGGCCAAGAUCCCGCCUCCUGAGAACUCAGCUCAGACUCCUGGGGCGGGACCUUCUGGGUCUGGGCGCUGGUUGGCUGAGGGGGCGGAGGCGUCCCCGACGGUUUGUAUUCUGUAUAAACACAUGCUUAAAUAAAUUUGUACUAUGAACUGUCCAGGGAUGGAGUGUGACAGGAAGUGGCUGGCCAAGCAAUGGGUGACUGGGGUGGCCCCCAGGGUCGUCUCAGUCUCUGGACCCCAGGCUGCACCUGUCCCUCUGUCACCUCUGGACUGUCUCAUCUGAAAAAGA